AGUGAGUGAGUGAGUGAGUGAGAGAGAGAGAGAGGAGGGGGGCUGUGGAUGAGAAAGGGUUUCUCUCUCUCUUCCUCUCUCUCUCAGAGCUCAGUUAAUCCUGCUGUCAGUUGGCGUUAAGGCAACGAUCUAAGCGCUGGAUUCCAGGAGAAAGAGACACACGGCAGUAUAGAAGGAAGUGAGGACCGAAAGGGGGGAGAGGAAAAGGAAAAAGAAAGGAAGAAAGAAAGAAAGCAAGGAAGAAAACCAGAAGGGGGGAACUACCAAAUCUAUGCUUGGACCUGGGCUUCUUUCUCGCCAAUGCAAAAGGGAAUAUGCAGCACAUUUUUGCCUUCUUCUGCACCAGUUUCCUAGGGGCAGUGUUGGGGGUCAAUUUCCCCAGCAACAUCCAGAUAGGGGGAUUAUUUCCUACUCAACAAUCCCAGGAACAUGCCGCUUUUAUGUUUGCGUUGUCUCAGUUCACAGAGCCCCCCAAGCUGGCUCCUCAGAUUGACAUUGUGAAUAUUAGUGACAGCUUUGAAAUGACCUACACCUUCUGUUCACAGUUUUCCAAGGGUGUCUACGCUAUCUUUGGCUUUUAUGAGAGGAGGACUGUCAACAUGCUCACAUCCUUCUGUGGGGCACUCCACGUCUGCUUUGUAACACCCAGCUUCCCUGUCGACACAUCCAAUCAAUUUGUUCUUCAGCUGCGCCCAGAACUACAGGAUGCCCUCAUCAGUGUUAUAGAAUAUUACAAGUGCCAGAAAUUUAUGUAUAUUUAUGACGCUGACCGGGGUUUGUCAGUACUUCAGAAAGUGUUGGAUACAGCUGCAGAAAAAAACUGGCAGGUGACAGCUGUCAAUAUAAUGACAACAACAGAAGAAGAGUACAAGUCACUCUUCCAGAACCUGGAGAAGAAGAAGGAGCGGGUGGUGGUGGUGGACUGUGAAUCAGAGCGGCUCAACGCUAUCUUGGGCAAGAUCAUCAAGCUUGGAAAAAAUGGGAUAGGCUACCACUAUAUUCUUGCAACUCUGGGCUUCAUGGAUAUCGACUUAGGGAAAUUCAAGGAAAGUGGUGCAAAUGUGACUGGAUUCCAGCUGGUGAAUUAUACAGACACCAUCCCAGCCAGGAUCAUGCAACAGUGGAAGAGCAAUGAUGCCAGGGAACAACCUCGUGUGGACUGGAAGAGGCCAAAGUACACAUCUGCUCUUACGUAUGAUGGAGUUCGAGUAAUGGCAGAAGCUUUUCAGAGUCUCAGGAAACAGCGGAUUGACAUCUCUCGCCGUGGGAAUGCGGGGGACUGCCUAGCAAAUCCAGCUGUCCCUUGGGGACAAGGGAUUGACAUCCAGAGAGCUCUGCAACAGGUGCGCUUUGAAGGACUGACUGGUAACGUCCAGUUUAAUGAGAAAGGACAUCGGACCAAUUACACCCUUCAUGUGAUUGAAAUGAAACAUGAUGGGAUCAGAAAGAUUGGCUAUUGGAAUGAAGAUGAAAAACUUGUCCCAACAGCCGUAGAUCAACAAGGAGCAAAUGAAACCACAACUCUACAGGAUAGGGUCUACAUUGUUACAACUAUUCUAGAAGCCCCGUAUGUGAUGGAAAAGAAGACCAAUGAGCCAUUGCAAGGAAAUUUGAGGUACGAAGGUUAUUGCGUAGAGUUAGCUGCUGAGAUCGCAAAACAUGUUGGCUACAACUACAGCUUGCAGGUUGUCGCUGAUCGAAAGUAUGGAGCACGAGAUCCUGAGACUAAAAUGUGGAAUGGCAUGGUCGGGGAGCUAGUAUAUGGAAAAGCUGAUGUGGCUGUCGCACCACUGACCAUCACUCUAGUGCGAGAGGAAGUUAUAGACUUUUCCAAGCCAUUUAUGAGCCUGGGCAUAUCUAUCAUGAUUAAAAAACCACAAAAGUCCAAGCCUGGAGUCUUUUCCUUUCUGGAUCCCUUAGCUUAUGAGAUUUGGAUGUGUAUAGUUUUUGCCUACAUUGGAGUAAGCGUUGUCCUCUUUCUGGUCAGUCGUUUCAGUCCUUAUGAAUGGCAUAACGAGGAGGUUGAGGAAGGCCGGGACCAGCCAGCCAAUGACCAAACGAAUGAAUUUGGAAUAUUUAACAGUCUCUGGUUUUCCCUGGGAGCUUUUAUGCAACAAGGAUGUGACAUAUCUCCAAGAUCUCUGUCUGGGCGUAUAGUUGGUGGGGUCUGGUGGUUUUUCACCUUGAUCAUCAUCUCUUCUUACACCGCCAAUCUAGCUGCGUUCUUGACAGUAGAGAGGAUGGUGUCUCCCAUAGAGAGUGCAGAAGACUUGGCCAAGCAAACAGAGAUUGCUUAUGGGACUCUGGAUGCUGGGUCUACUAAAGAAUUCUUUAGGAGAUCUAAAAUAGCGGUUUUUGAGAAGAUGUGGACGUACAUGAAGUCAGCUGAGCCCUCUGUUUUCGUGCCGACAACAGAAGAGGGGAUGAAGCGUGUGAGGAGAUCCAAAGGGAAGUAUGCCUACCUGCUAGAGUCUACCAUGAAUGAGUACAUUGAGCAGAGAAAGCCAUGUGACACCAUGAAGGUGGGAGGUAACUUGGAUUCCAAAGGCUAUGGCAUUGCAACGCCAAAAGGUUCACCACUGAGAAACCCAGUAAACCUGGCAGUGUUAAAACUGAACGAGCAGGGCCUUUUGGACAAAUUGAAAAACAAAUGGUGGUACGACAAGGGCGAGUGCGGCAGCGGGGGAGGUGACUCCAAGGACAAAACAAGUGCUUUGAGUCUCAGCAACGUAGCCGGUGUUUUCUACAUCCUCAUCGGUGGGCUUGGACUAGCCAUGCUGGUUGCCUUAAUCGAGUUUUGUUACAAGUCCAGAAGUGAAUCAAAACGGAUGAAGGGUUUUUGUUUGAUCCCACAGCAAUCAAUCAAUGAAGCCAUACGAACAUCAACCCUUCCCAGAGCAUCUGCGGCAGGAACCAGCAGUGGAGAAAACGGACGGGUGGUGAGCCACGAUUUCCCCCAAACUAUGCAGGAGAUUCCAUGCAUGGGUCACAGCUCUGGGACACCCCUGGGAGCGACGGGAUUAUAAUUACCCUUGAUGGAUAUUCUGGUAAAUCCACAGGCAGAAAGCAUGACCUGUACUGCAAUAAGGAGAGGGCAACUGGACUGAACAAAAUUUGGAGACAUCCCUGAAUACACGGUUACAGGAACACUGAGGAAGACAGCGCCAUUUUGUUUUUAACUUGGUUGUUAAUAAGUUCUUAGUGUGUGCAAUAUAUAUAUUUUUCUUACUAAUUCCCGUGAUGUCAGGGUGAUCUCAGCCCUGCCCUGCUCAAAAGUUUAAAAUCAGGUUUAGUUUGGGAUGCAAACCAUACAUGUCUGCGCUACUAACAGUGAAAGGGGGUGGGUGGGAACAAUUCCUCUGAGACAACAGGACUCUACUGUGUUUUAAAGUUGUUGCAACAAAGCUAACUAGGCCGUUGACAGAGAAUUCCACUAUUGAAUGAAGGAUUUCUGAGGCAGUUGAAGCGGAAGCCUAACAUGCAGAAAGGAGUAGGAAGACUUCUGAAUGGGAUGUCAGUGGUUGUAUCUGGAUUUGGGAGAGCCUAGUUAAACAGAGGUUAAUGUGACCUGUAUUCCUGAGCUUGAAAGUGGCUAUCUGAGUUUAAAUGUUGUGAGUGUGGGAAAUAUCAGUCCCCAAAAUGGGAAUUUGACAGGCUACCACAAGGACAGGUCAGCAGCCGCCUAUAACCAUGGCUGUUUCCUCUAGAAAAUGCAAAAUAUCAAUAUAUCUAUAGAUCACAUAUCAUCCCUCACUGCCUCACUGCCUUUUCAAGAGCCAUUUCCUCAUUCCCACACUACUGUAAGGUUUCCUUUCCGUGGUGAUCUUUGAGUAGAAAACCAUUCACCACCAGUUAAUGAUAGACAUCAGGGCUGUUUUGUAUACAUCUGGUUUAUUAGUCUUUGUAAGCCAGAUCUGAUGGACAUUCCAUGGAAUAAGUGGGCUACAUGAUAUUUAUGAUGACCAAAAAGUAAUAAUUUUAAAAGUUUCCACAGCAAGAUGCCAAUAUUCACCUAGAUCCAGCCUUCCAUAAUAAUUGCUUACAACUGGCCACAGUUAAAAAGCAAAAUCGGUUUCAAGAAUCAAAUCUUGGCCAGCAGUAUCAUUUGCAGAAAAGCCAAAAGACAUGGUUUCCAUCUCAUCCAUCAUCGUGAAGGGAAGUGGAACACACAGAACUGACCAGCUGGUACCCUACUUGCUACUGAUAUAAAACCCAAUCUCGCAAUGAAACACUGAAAUCCAGAGAGCUGUCCAAAGCACAAGACAACAGACUUGCUAGCAGUAUUUCUCCCAGUCAUGUGCUCCUUGACAUCUACAUUGAAACAAAAGCUUCAUUUGUGUGUGCGUGUGCGUAUGUGUGUGAUAUCACCACCGUGAACAGUGAAAUACUCGAACAGAGUGGAAAACGUUGCCCUGAAGAAAAACCAUUCAAGGGAAGUAUCUCCUACUCCAUCGUAGGUCUGGAAGAGGCCCAACCCUUCCUUGGCGAUUUCCUGUCCUCACAAAUGCAUCUGCCCAUGACUGGAUGUUAAUUCCAGACUUUACAAGGGGCUAAAUCUUCCUCCAAGUGCCAGUGCAAACCCAUCAGUAUAACAGCAACUUGUUAUAUCUAAUAUCUGAGACCUGUGUGUAACAUAAAAGUGUAAAAUAGGAGACUGUAACAUAGAAUGGAAGCAGAAGGAUGCGAUAAGAGGCUACGGACUGAAAUGGCUUUGUUGUGGGGACCAUCAUGACGUCGCUUUAAAAAAUGUGUGUGUGUGACUGGCAAGUGGCUCUAAACAAAUAAGCUACCAUACAUGACUUUCUGUGCUUAUGAAGCUUCAAAAACUAUUAAAGACUGGCUUCUAGGAACUGAUUGUACCAUUCAGCACUAUGUUGUUCCAUCAAUUUCUUCCACUCAUCUUAAGACGACAUCUUCAUAAGACUGGCAGCACAGAACCUGCAGAUCCCCUUCAGAGGGCACAGCAUGCCUAGUGCCUGUUUUGUUUUCUCUCCGUGCUGCUGGAAGCCUUUUUGUCUUCAUCUUCCAUCCAGCUGUUUGUCAUGGCUCAGAUCUCAGCCUCCGAUAAUAACUCUUCAGGGUCUUGUUCUCCGUGUGCAAUUCUUAAUUCUUAUUUUUAAUUUUAUGUCUGCUUUGGUUACAUUUUGAGUUUAGUUCUGUGUGUGUCUUUAUGGUGUGCACGGCUCACAAAACUAAGCCUGUUUUUGAUGAAGAGAUCUUUUGGAUGUCCAAGAAGAGACCCAAUCUUUCUUUCAAACACAAGAGUUUUCCAGAGCUCCCACAACUGUCUUACACCGUAAAAUACAAUGGGAGCAGAGUGCAAGGAUUUUCUUCUGUAUGGAAUAAAAAAUAUAGCCCAUAAAACUUUGAAAGAGAUAUAGAGAGAGGGAGAGAGAGAAACCUCAGUUGCCUUUGUGGCAAAGGAAUCAAAGAGACCUAUCUGACAAUUGAGCCAGCCAGUUAGAUGGGUUUAUGGGAAGAAGCCUUCUAUGAUAGGACAAAUGCCUGUAUCACUAGGACAUGAGACUCAUCUUUGAAAUGUUUUUGAUCAGUGGAAGGGUGGGAGCAGAAAAAGAAGAAUGAUUCAGAAGAAGAGGGGAAAUGUUAACUUGUAAUAUGUAUUUUUACUACACUUUUCUUAAAUAUAGAAUAAUGUGGUGGGGAGGGGGGAACCCUUAAAGACAUUGACAUUUUUCUCAACAAGAAACCAUAUUUAACAGUUUUGGCUUUCAUUAAAUUUUGCUCUUUGGUACCUGGA
Podarcis muralis (Common wall lizard) is the source of this 5758-nucleotide messenger RNA. It is a transcript of the gene GRIA1, whose product is annotated as glutamate ionotropic receptor AMPA type subunit 1. Gene Ontology annotation, cellular component: membrane. Lineage: Eukaryota; Metazoa; Chordata; Lepidosauria; Squamata; Lacertidae. The record is from RefSeq and is a predicted model, not a curated record. Gene Ontology annotation, biological process: monoatomic ion transport. Gene Ontology annotation, molecular function: signaling receptor activity; ligand-gated monoatomic ion channel activity.